CUCCUUAGUAAGCAUACCCUCAGAUUUCUUGUCAUAAUUGUCCCAUUUUGAAAGAAUAACAACUCCUACAUAAGCUUCCCUCGAAACCCUAUACAUCAAACCCAAAAAUUGUUGAUAGUAAAGUAUGAAAGAAAUGGCCCCAUCCAUUUGUGCCUCCUUAUUGCUCUCUCUUAUGCUAGCAAUCCUAUUGAUUUGCCCAACAAGUGCACGGCUAAGUGUGAAGGCUGAUGAAGGUGUGCUUCAUGAUAUUUGCUCUCCCCAUAGAGAUCCUCCCUUUUGCUUGAAAGCCCUAAAAUCCGAUCCUCGAACAGUCACAAUCGACCUCGUUGGCCUUACCAAUAUUUCAAUCCACUUAGCAGAAGUUGCUGCUAAUAAAACCUUUGCCUUCAUUGGCUUACUCGUCAAUAAAACCUCGGACCCCAAGUUAAAACCGCAGUAUGAAUUCUGCCAACAAUUCUAUGAAUCUCUUGUUGGCGAUAUAGAAUAUGCAAAGGAUGCAUGGAAAGGUGGUGACUACUUUACUGUAGUUGUUGCAGCUGAUAGUUGCCUCACUUCAACUGGUGACUGUAGAGAUGAAAUAACAACUAAUGCAUCCCCCCUCCUACGAGAAAAUAAAGAAGUGUCUUUUUAUUGUGAGACAUUUUUGCUUGUUUCAAAACGCCUAUCAGGUCUUAGCUAAAUCAUCAUGUGCAUGUGGCCAUGCAAAAUAAAAUAUUUGAUAUUAUCGAUCACAUUCUGAUAAAAGGUAAAAA
Quercus lobata is the source of this 752-nucleotide messenger RNA. RefSeq names its product pectinesterase inhibitor-like. The transcript has a single exon. Gene Ontology annotation, molecular function: pectinesterase inhibitor activity. Lineage: Eukaryota; Viridiplantae; Streptophyta; Magnoliopsida; Fagales; Fagaceae. Bases 125 to 679 code for a protein of 184 amino acids. The record is from RefSeq and is a predicted model, not a curated record. Gene Ontology annotation, biological process: negative regulation of catalytic activity.